Dreissena polymorpha is the source of this 707-nucleotide messenger RNA. RefSeq lists its product as uncharacterized. NCBI's taxonomy places the organism in Eukaryota, Metazoa, Mollusca, Bivalvia, Myida, Dreissenidae. The coding region runs from base 159 to 635 and encodes 158 amino acids. The record is from RefSeq and is a predicted model, not a curated record. The transcript has 5 exons.
CCCCAUACAAUCACACAUCUUUACACAGCUGAAUAACAACAGGCCUUCUGGUCAGUUGGGCCCCCACAUCCAAGGACAAUGCCUUGGUAAAGGUGUCAAGCUCUUGGGUCAGGAAUUUUGGGUAAAGCUCCUACCCCCAGGGUACAGCCAGUCUAUCCAUGGAACUCAAAACUUCCCUGCUCAGGGACCAAGACUACCUCAUCUACAAGGGACCUUAUCCUCACAAGUUCAGUCCCAGAGAAAAAUGUUACCCAACUGCAACACAGGCAAUACAUCUCAACAGAAUGUUCAUCUUGACAAUAUCUAAGCAAAGUUCAAAAUUGAAUUCCGAUCUUGCACCAGGUCGAGUCUUCUACCAAAGUCUAAUGUUUAACUCAGGUCCGUCAGUCUCUUGUGUAACAACCGAAGCUAAAGAUGAAGUGCCACAGAGAGAAAUAGAGGUCACAACAGUAAGACAUGCAGAUAUUGCUGCUUCAGUCUCAAUAGCAACAUCAGCAGCAGCAGAAGCAAAAGCAGCAACAACACCCACAAUUCAACAAUCAACAGGUCCAUUGCUGAGCUCUUUCAAAUGUCGAGGAUCACCCAUCACCACUCGGUGCCAAGCAAUGAAAUUAUCAGCUGCCACUUUGACUUGACCACUGUACACACCUUGGAGUCAGGUUUAAGGUCACAUCAGCUUAAAUGUUCACGGCAGUAAGAAAAUGUAA